AUGUUUGUGUUCACAGGUGAAGACACGGGGACUGACCACUCAAGUAGCGCAGAUCUUAAGCACCAGGCAGCCGUCAACCCACUUUCAGUACACUCAACGACUGAGCCAGAGGAGCAAGAAGAGGGGGCCGGGGACAGCAUCAGCAGCAGCGCCGGAACUUCAGCCACACAUGACCCCUCACCUCACAAACGGCGGCGCUCGGAUCACGGUUGCGCCAAGCCGCGACGCGCCAGGACUGCCUUCACAUACGAACAACUGGUGGCCCUGGAGAACAAAUUCCGCUCUACGAAAUACCUGUCAGUGUGUGACAGACUCAACCUGGCUCUGUCCCUCAGCCUCACCGAGACGCAGGUCAAGAUCUGGUUCCAGAACAGAAGAACCAAGUGGAAGAAACAGAACCCGGGCGCGGACAGCACGAUGUCGCCUGGGUCGAACUCUUUGGUCAGCGUCAACCCAUGUCCUGUGACGUGUGUCUCGAGUUCAGCCAGUUACCAAACUUUCCCGUCCUUCAGCUCUGGGAAUAUGAUCUUCCAUACUGCCGCGGUUCCUUUGUCGUCCACUGGAGGGCUGUUACAUCACUUCUUGCCCAAUGGUUAUCAUCUCCAGCCAUCCUACUUUACCCCACAUUUAUGAGACCUGACCUACUUCGUCUAUGGAGACUUGAGGAUGGACACACCGAGAUAGGAUUAUAACUAGGUAUUGGACUCUCUCUCACAAAAGUGUAAUUUUUAACACUGUCUGUUGAACGAGGUCAUGACAGACAUUAGUCUGCACCAUCAAAUGAUAACCAGAAGAAUAACUUCAGACUCCUCCCACUGGCCAAAAACUGGUUGAAUCAAUGUUGUUUCCAUGUCAUUUCAACCCCCCAAAAUCAAUGUGGUGACAUUGAAUUAACAUGGAAAACUGAUUGGAUUUGCAAAAAGUCAUCAACAUAAGGGAAUUCUGUCCUUUUUUCACUCAACUUUUAACCUAAAUCCAAUGGCCAGGUCACAUUUUUGGUUGAUUUCAUGUUGAAUUCACAUUAGUUUGCAACUCAACAAAAUGUAAAUCAAAACUAGACGUUGAACUGACAGUGGGUUGUUCGAUGAUGGAGAGAAAUGUCGGGACAGAGCCUUUUCUGACACAUGGGUGGUGAACAAGACUAUUUAUCUUUACUGUAUCUGAUGAUGUAUACCAACAGUCCAUGUGGAGAUCUUGCUGUACAGCUGCUUAUCAUGGAGGGCCAAAUAAAUACGCAAACCUGCUGCAUGCAGAUAUCUACAUAAUUAACAUCCUUCAGUGUAUGUAGGAACUAUAGAGAUUGUUGGCCUGCCAUAAUGAACUUAAACAAUAUCCCGUUUUCUCUAUCUCUGUAUUUGACUCUAUCUGGAGCAAAAUGUAGCAUGACACAAACCAUCUCUCCUUACUGUAUGUUUGGGUCUGUC
Salmo salar (Atlantic salmon) is the source of this 1424-nucleotide messenger RNA. NCBI's taxonomy places the organism in Eukaryota, Metazoa, Chordata, Actinopteri, Salmoniformes, Salmonidae. The record is from RefSeq and is a predicted model, not a curated record.